Molecule: messenger RNA, 1628 nt
Organism: Acomys russatus (golden spiny mouse)
Lineage: Eukaryota; Metazoa; Chordata; Mammalia; Rodentia; Muridae
Gene: Vat1
Product: vesicle amine transport 1
Exons: 6
Coding region: 98-1318 (406 amino acids)
Molecular function (GO): zinc ion binding; oxidoreductase activity
Source: RefSeq, a predicted model, not a curated record
ACUGGUGUCCGCAGUCUGCGCUCUUCCUGACGUGUCCCGCCCUCCCCAGCUGUGCACCCUUUCUGUACAGCUGGGAGCGCACGUCGGGAGUCUAGCUAUGUCCGCGGAAAGGGAGGCAACCGAGGCGGCCACUGUGGCGGCGGAGGCAGGGGCUGGGACCGAGACCCCGACUGGGGCAGGGGAGGAUGCGGCGUCGCAGCCCCCGACAGCCGAGGUGGCAAGCGACUCGCAGCCGUCCCCAGCCCCCGAAGCGUCGGCCUCCGCCUCGGCGCCGCCGCUCCGCUGCCUGGUACUCACCGGCUUCGGUGGCUACGACAAGGUGAAGCUGCAGAGCCGGCCGGCGGUGCCCCCGGCCCCGGGUCCGGGUCAGCUGACGCUGCGCGUGCGAGCCUGCGGGCUCAACUUCGCCGAUCUCAUGGCCCGCCAGGGGCUGUACGACCGGCUGCCCGCGCUGCCGGUCACCCCUGGCAUGGAGGGUGCAGGCGUAGUGGUGGCCGUGGGCGAGGGUGUUGGCGACCGUAAGGUAGGGGACCGGGUGAUGGUGUUGAACCGGUCCGGGAUGUGGCAGGAGGAAGUAACUGUACCAGUAGUCCAGACUUUCCUGAUGCCUGAGGCCAUGACCUUUGAGGAGGCCGCUGCCUUGCUGGUCAAUUACAUCACAGCCUAUAUGGUUCUCUUUGACUUCGGCAACCUGAGGCCUGGCCACAGCGUCUUGGUACACAUGGCUGCAGGCGGCGUGGGCAUGGCAGCCCUGCAGUUGUGCCGCACUGUGGAGAAUGUGACCGUGUUUGGAACAGCCUCAGCCAGCAAGCACGAGGUGCUGAAGGAGAACGGGCUCACGCACCCCAUCGACUACCACACAACUGACUAUGUGGAGGAGAUAAAGAAGAUCUCCCCCAAAGGAGUUGACAUCGUGAUGGACCCUCUGGGUGGGUCAGACACUGCCAAGGGCUACCACCUCCUCAAACCCAUGGGCAAAGUUGUCACUUACGGAAUGGCCAAUGUGCUGACGGGCCCCAAGCGGAACCUGAUGGCCCUGGCCCGCACCUGGUGGAAUCAGUUCAGUGUGACUGCUCUGCAGCUGCUGCAGGCCAACCGAGCUGUGUGUGGCUUCCACCUGGGUUACCUGGAGGCUGAGGUGGAGCUCAUCAGCGGAGUGGUCACCCGCCUCCUGGCUCUGUACAACCAGGGCCACAUCAAACCCCGAAUUGACUCGGUCUGGCCCUUUGAGAAGGUGGCGGAUGCCAUGAAGCAGAUGCAGGAGAAGAAAAAUGUGGGCAAAGUUCUCUUGGUUCCCGGACCUGAGAAGGAGACCUAGGGCCAGGCGUUGAGGGCGCCUGAGAGCCAGGAAGGGAGAAGCGGGAAGCCCUGUUGUGUUGCCCACCAGCCUCUCACAUUUCAUCCUCUGUCAUGAUGCUCUACCCUUCCCCUUUCUCUCCCUCCCUCCUGCAAAAGGUCUCCAUGCUGAUAACUUUCUCCCUGCCCUGAGCUUGCUCUUGCUCAGGGCUGUCCCUCCCCCUUCCUGCCCUCAGGAGAGGUUGGGAAGUGACCACUUGGAUGUCUGGGCCCUGCCAAGGGGACAGGGAGGGGUCAGCAGGAGGCUGGCGGCUUCCCCCCUCCCCCCUAAC